CUACUGCUCUGCUUAUUUCACCAGCUCUCUAACGACUUUACCUGACACCAAGACAGACCUUAAAAUCACUUUCAUUCGACGCUCAAGGCUUCUUUUCUCCGCUUCCGCUUGUUCCUUCUUGUUAAGUUGCUACGAAGAGACCGCAGACCGAAGUGACAUUUAGCGUGAAGUUACGUUAAUUCAUUCAUCACAACAAUGGCAACACAGGAUUUUAAUUUUUUGCUUGCGACGGAUUCGUAUAAGAUCACACACUACAAACAGUAUCCUCCCAACGUCAGCAAAAUCUACUCCUACUUUGAAUGCAGACGUAAGAAAGGCACCCAGUUCAGUGAGGUGGUGUUCUUCGGUCUCCAGUACCUGCUGAAGAAGUACCUCACAGGCCCAGUGAUCACAGAGGAGAAGAUUCAGGAAGCCAAGCUCUUCUACCAGAUGCACUUCAAACAGGCUGUGUUCGAUGAAGAAGGCUGGAGGAAAGUCCUUGAGAAACACGAUGGCCGUCUUCCUAUUCGGAUCAAAGCUGUCCCCGAGGGCAGGAUCAUACCCAGAGGCAACGUUCUCUUCACUGUGGAGAACACAGAUCCAAACUUCUACUGGCUCACUAACUACAUUGAGACCAUGCUGGUCCAGAUGUGGUAUCCCAUCACAGUAGCCACCAUUUCCCGGGAGUUUAAGAAGAUCCUGGCCAAGCACCUGAAAGCCACCUCAGGGAGCCUGGAGGGCCUGGACCUGAAACUGCAUGACUUUGGCUACAGAGGAGUGUCCUCACAGGAGUCUGCAGCUUUAGGUGGAGCUGCUCAUCUGGUUAAUUUCUGCAGCACAGACACAGUAGCUGGACUGUUGAUGGCUCAGAGAUACUACAGCUGCCCAAUGGCCGGGUUCUCCAUUCCAGCAGCAGAGCAUAGCACCAUCAUAUCCUGGGGGAAGAGCAGGGAGAAGGAUGCAUUUGAGCGAGUCCUGGACCAGUUCUCCUCUGGACCGGUCUCAGUGGUCAGUGACAGCUAUGACAUCUUCAAUGCCUGCAAACACAUCUGGGGAGACAAGCUGAAGGAGCGAGUCAUGGAGCGCAGCCAGGACUCCUGUCUGGUCAUUCGACCAGACUCUGGAGACCCUGCAGAGACUCUUAUUGAGGUCAUCAAGAUUUUGGAGGAGUGUUUUGGUUGUUCUCUGAACUCCAUGGGAUACAAGGUGCUGCCUUCCUACCUGCGAAUUAUUCAAGGAGACGGCAUUGACCUCAACUCAGUGGAUGAGAUUCUGCAGAAGUUGAGUGAUGAGGGCUGGAGUGCCGAGAAUGUUUUCUUCGGUUGUGGCAGCGCUUUGCUUCAGAAGCUCAACAGAGAUACACUCAGCUGUGCCUUCAAGUGCAGCUAUGUGGAGACCAACGGCAAAGGAAUGGAUGUGUACAAACAACCAGUGACCGACCCAUCUAAGAUGUCAAAGAAGGGUCGAUUAUCACUGAGGAGAAACUCUGAUGGCUUCAUAGAGACAGUAGAGAAAGGAGCGGGCAAGCCUGAGGAGGAUAUGCUGGUGACUGUGUUUGAGAACGGCAGCUUGGUGCAGGAAUACUCCCUCGAGGAGAUCAGGAAGAACGCCCGACUGCGGGACAAGGAGAUGAACCCCACCCUGCACAACCACAAAGAGGAGCUGCUGCACAAUCACAUCAUCAACGGGAUUCAUUAGAUCAGCCACAAAGCCUCUUGCUGUGCACAUGGUACUUCAGUCUUUAACGGGGUGCACUGGCUUCCUCUGUGGAGGGAAUGAAGACUGCAGUGUUUUAGAGAGUCACCCAUCACAAUAACAACUGGACAUGUUGAAACCCCCUCCACCCCUCACACACUCACCUCAUCCUGAGGAGGCCAAUGGUGAGAUUGUUUUCAGGUAGAUCAGCUUCUAUCGCUUUCUAUUGUGGCCAGCACACAGUUCACUCCUCUUUAUAUCUAUAUAUGUGAGGCUGUGUGAGCACACAGUUACACUGCCCUCUAAUGGCCACAACCAUCACAACUGAAGCUCAGGGUCAAAUAUCAUAAGCUAUAGUAGUUUUUUCUCCUUUCGUUUAUGGAUUUAAAGAUACACACCCCGAGUUGAGGGUUGCUACUAAACACUAAAAUAGACUUAGGGUGUGUAUCUUUUAAAGAAGGCAGAUUUUAACAUAUAACAUAUGCAGUAGCUUUACAUCCGAGCAUUUUCAGGUCAAAAACUGAUGCUUCCAAAAAUUCCAAGCUUCCAUGUGUUGUUUGUUUUACGGGUAGAGUAGAAAAGUGUUUGAAGCAGCAUUAAAAAGGCACUAAAAUCCACCAUCACUCAAUAUGCAUUGUAUAGUAUUAAUUAGAGUGCCACAUCAACAGGUGUGGGCAACACUAUGUAUUUGAUAUACAAUACUUAACUUAAGGUCAGUCUCAGCUCCACAUAUCAGCACUGCUCCAGCCAUACUUUCUGCUUUGUUUGUAACAGACAACAUCAGUCCUGUAGAAUCCACAGCUUGAACAAACACAUUAGACUGUAGAUCACAUCAGAUUGUAGAUAUGAAAGGAGCACAAACCCUGUAUGAUAUAUAAAUGAGGAUAUCACAACACUGAGCAGAUUGUGCUACACUGCCGCAGUUCGAUGACUUCUGAUGCCGGAGACCCACAAAGCACACUCCGUUUCAUCAUCAGGUCUACUGAAAUAUUCUGCCAGUGUCCAAAUUGUUAGUCUAAUUCUCUGGUUCCCAUCUUUUUUUGAUUUGUGACCAUUUAAAGUGAAGCAGUGUGUACUUGUGACCCCUUGCCAUUAGUUUAGUGUUUAUGAGUUGUGAGCAGUUCAACUAACCAAAGACUCAUUUUUAAUAUCAGUUUGGGUUUUAUGGCAAUUUGUAGAGCUCUAAGGAGGGAUAUGGCCCCAUUUAAAUUCCAUAAGUAUGAGCAAAAGGUGACUUUACAGUGUUCUCAUCAGACAUAUAUGGUGCUAAUUCACACUUUCAUAUUCUACCAUUUAAACAACUUCCAAAUUUCUUUAUGUCCUGUGAUAUAGUGACAUACAACAAGAUUUGUUAGAAUGAUUAUUAUAACUGAUGUUCUAAUAUGAACAAUCUGUUACCCUGAAAUGCUGAAAGCUACAGUUAACACAAUGUUUUAGCUUUGAAUUGUUUCCAUUUAAACAGUGUUGCUGCUGUAAAGAUACACAUUAGAGGCAUAUUGCACUAAUCUCCCAUCUGCCUGCACAGACUGUAUGCAUCCUCUCUGUUAGUAAAAGUCAAAUGUAACCAUCAUCUGUCAUGGAUUGGAUUGGAUUUGUCAAAAUGUAACAUUUUAAUCUCCUUGAAACAUGUUAUAAGAAAAUUGUGAAUUAAUUUGAUUAUUAAGAAUUAGAUUUUCAUCAUUUGAUUUUGAAUAUUUUGUAAAUAACAUAAUGAUAUUAAGACAAUGCGUUGAUAUUUAUCUCAGUUAUAAAUAGUGAGUGUGAUAAUAAUGAAAUGAUGUUAGUGAUAUCAACAGCAGGAAUGAAACAUUUUAUCUCUGUUUUAAACAAAAAAAACAAUCAAACUGCGUCAUAAUAUUGUGAUGAUUUUAUUCAAAAAGUAAAAGUUGAUUGUUUUAUUUCAGUGUAUUUACAUUUCAGAUUACAGAAAGACCCUAACAUUUAACUGUCUUUAUUAAAUUUAAUGUAUGCUUGUUGCGCACAUCUAAAAGUAUGCUUCCUGGUGGAUGGCCGCUUAGACUGAGAGCUCCUGGCAUCAACAUUGUUUAUUUGAUCUACUUUACUCAACCUGUGGGUUACCUAUCAGCAGUUAUAUCGUUGACAUGAAACCAUGUCACUUCAAAAUCAAAAAGAGUAAUGGAGACAGACCAGCAAGACAAAAAAAAAAACAGUGAAAAAACUUGCUAGGACGCAUGAGCUACUGAAGUAAAUGGAUGCAAACCCGAAAGCAGCAUUGGCAGCAUUGUAAUCAGUCAACUUCAGCAAUUGAAGAAAACUUAGCAGUUACUUCAGAACAUCUGGAUAAUGCCAAGGCCCGGCUUUCCUCCCUGAAAGACAGCUGCCAAGGCUGACCCUAUGGUCCCCAUGUCUAGAACAAAUGGGUUAACGAGUUAGUAGUCUUAACUUUGUCCCUUACCCAGCACCAUAGCACGUCUUUCUCAGCAUCAAUAGACACUUCAGCCAAUGAUGGAUAUCUCUAACUACCUGACCAAGCACUUGGCCAUAGCAACUGACUAUACAAGAUUGUACUGGUCUGGUCUAAAAUAUUAAGUUGAAACAACUAUUGUGACAGAACAGAACAGAACGUUUUAUUUUUGCCUUUUUUGCAUAUUAUAUUAAAAAUGAAUAACAGGACUCAUCUCCCUCCUUUGUCAGACAUAAUACACUGUGUGUUCAUUUUCUUAUUCAGUGUGUAUCCUCUUGCAUGCUGUAAUUAGCUUACUCAGCUAACAUUAGACAUGCUUUCUUAACACUACCCUGCGGCUCCAUGUUUAAAGUUAUAAUUACAGGGGCAAACUUCUGUUUUAUUUGGGACUUAACUUAAAUGCAGCAGUGGUUACAGUUAAUAUUACCAUAAUCUAAGGCGCCUUUGUGGAUGUUUUCCCAGGCUUAUUCUCUCCAGACACACCCUACCAUCACCCUUAAGGUUAAAUGUUCAUGUUACUUGUUACAUUAUUUGGUAUUUGUCUUUAGUGUUGGUUACUUGGUUGGUUGCUUUUUUCUGUUUUUAAGCUGUUUUGUACCCCAGUUUUAAGUUAGUCCAUGAACAAGCAUGAUCACAAUAGGGAGCAGAGUUUCUGUAGUUUAAAUACAAAGGAUAUGGGCAAGUAGUUAAUAGAAAGUCUCAAAGCAAGCAAAUAUGGUAUAGUCUUCUUCCAGGAGACACAACUCUCAGAACUAGACAAUAAGAAAUUGUGGAGGGAUUGGGUGGAGCAAGUCUUUUACUAGUUUAGCAACAGCUGAGAAUCCUCUAUUAUUCAUUAUCGCCACCAGCUGUGGUGCUCUGUCGUUUCCUGAUUGACUGAAGAGAAAUAGCUACAUCCUUAUGUUCUAAAACUGCACUUGGCAAUUUGACAUGGUAGGUCUUUUGAGACCUCAGGCAACAGCUUCUGACGCUCUGCAACUAACCAGUUCACACCGCUGCAACUUUUCCGUGCAACAUUCUGAAAUGGUUUUGUCUCAUUGCGAAUUCUCUUGAAAGGGGCAUGCCUCCACUUAUACACUCUCAUUCUGAAGAGGGUUAAAGAAUCUUCAGACGGUCGUAGCUAUAGACCUAUCUCCAUAAAAGGUUGUGGCCUCCCUGAUGGAGUGGUGGAUCAGACCUUAACUUGCUGCAAUUAAUCUAUAGGGAAACAACUGCAGCUGUGGUAACUAAUGGACUAAUUUCCCCAUACCUCAAGAAGUGUAGAAGUACCCGCCAGGGAGACCCAACCUCCUCAGAACCAUUAGCUGCUUCCAUUCACCUAGAUCCUAAAUUUCCCAGUAUUGGUGUGGGGCCCACAAUUGCGUAAGGUGAUGCUUUAUGCAGAUGAUAUAUUGACCUUUGUUCGAAAUCAAGAGACUUCCAUUUUUGCGUUGUUAUCCACUAUCAAAUGCUUUUCUAGAUUCUCAAAAUAGAUUGUUCUAAAUGUGAAGCUCUUGCCCUAACAUCAUACUGUCCCAAAACCAGGGACCUUUAGAUGAUUGCCUUAAAAAACUUAAAAAUAGGGUGCAUCAGGGAGACUCAGGGAUACCAAACCUACUUCUGUACCAUUAUGCCUUUUGCCUACAGCACUUGGCACACUGGUAUCUCCUUUCAGAGCGGGCUCUCCAUCCUUCAGUGUAGCACAAUCUUGCUCUGCUCUUCCCUUGGUUGGGUACCUUUCUGCCUCUGUUCCUCCAAGUUCUCAGUCUCACCCCAUACUAUAAUGCUUUAAGAGAGUUUGUUAGAAGAUUGCAAAGAUCCUUCAUUUUGACCCUUUCCUGAACAUGACCUCUAGUAUGUAAUACAAUCCCUGCCCAUAUAUUAGUAAAUCAUCUUUUAUUGUAAAGAACUGCCCAUUGUCCAAACCUAUAGCUUAACUCCCUACCCUGUGCACACAUCCAUGCAUUUGCCAAUUUAAUUGUAUAUAUUGUCCUUUUCUUCUUGUUUUGUCUGUUCAUAUUUCUGUCUAAAAUUCAAUAAAAUGUCAAUCACAAAAAAAGAGCCACAAAUAGUAGAAAUACUUUAGUUGACCCUUAUAAACUCAUGUAUCUACAUAUUCAGUUAGCACAUGGAAAUGUAACAAAUGAUUACCUGUCUUAACCACAUUAUAAUGUAAAAGUAGAAUCACUUUUUAAUUGGCUCCUUUCUGUGACAGGUGUGACAGGUAACACAGAAAAUGCUACCUAUGUUUAUAGCAACACACCAGUUGAUUUGUCUGACGUGUGAGCCAAUCAGAAGCAGAAAUAUUUAACAAAAGGCAACAUUAGCUGAUUGGUCAGUCAGGACUGAUGCAAGUGAGCUACAGGAGUGCUGACGACUGAAAAAACACCAGCUUGUCAUUUUUUGGGGGUGUCAAUCUCUAUAAUAAGCUGCUUUCAAGUGUGCAUUUGACCUUUUUUCUUUUGUGUAUUUUAUGCAUUGGAAACAUGACUCCAAAGCUGCUGUUGCUUUUUUUAUUUAUUGUUUUUUGGCCAUAUAAAAGGGCUAGUUCAUUUUUAGUAUUCAUUUUUCUUUCUUUCCUUUCAUGCUUCUUAAUUUUUGUGUGAACAUGUUUGUCUUUUUAAUAUUCAGCAACAUGUUCCACAACAAUCAGUAAUAUCCUUGCUGAUGUGCAGUCUAUAAUGAUGUGUGAUGAAGUAGUGAUGCAGUUUGCCACCAACACUGGACAGUGCAUGGUUUACCUCUUGUGUAGUACUGGCACUAAUUAUAUAUGUAAUUAUACUUUGUAAAUAUAAUUUUUGAAAAAAUGAUUUGCUUUUAACCGGUCUGUAUCUUUUAAAUGUUCUUUAAUUUUGUUUGUCCUUAAUAUUUGUUUGUUUGUCUUUUAAAAACUGACCUUUUGUAAGAUUAAAAGCAAAAGCAUAAAUUC
This is a messenger RNA of Scomber scombrus (Atlantic mackerel), 7007 nucleotides long. It is a transcript of the gene nampt2, whose product is annotated as nicotinamide phosphoribosyltransferase 2. Gene Ontology annotation, molecular function: nicotinamide phosphoribosyltransferase activity. The coding region runs from base 196 to 1677 and encodes 493 amino acids. The record is from RefSeq and is a predicted model, not a curated record. NCBI's taxonomy places the organism in Eukaryota, Metazoa, Chordata, Actinopteri, Scombriformes, Scombridae. The transcript has 11 exons. Gene Ontology annotation, biological process: NAD+ biosynthetic process.